Sitodiplosis mosellana (orange wheat blossom midge) is the source of this 2630-nucleotide messenger RNA. Its product is annotated as serine/threonine-protein kinase PLK1-like. The record is from RefSeq and is a predicted model, not a curated record. The coding region runs from base 133 to 2103 and encodes 656 amino acids. Gene Ontology annotation, biological process: mitotic cell cycle; regulation of cytokinesis; protein phosphorylation. Gene Ontology annotation, molecular function: protein kinase activity; protein binding; ATP binding. The transcript has 7 exons. Lineage: Eukaryota; Metazoa; Arthropoda; Insecta; Diptera; Cecidomyiidae. Gene Ontology annotation, cellular component: nucleus; cytoplasm; spindle pole.
ACAGUAUCACAAGCUAGCAACAGUGGCGUUAUUGCAUGUAUUGUGUGCGAAUGUUUGUGUUCGUUCAGUGAGCGUCGUUUGAUUAUAUCUUCUGUCAAAUGUAGCAACGAACGCGCGCAGUUGAACGUGAAAAUGGAUUUUGUGGAACAACGACAAGGACAACUUCUCUUUCACACCAAUUUCAUCGCUGCGACAGAGCCAUUAGCGUCGGCUGACACACACACACACAUUUCUAAGUCCAAUACAAUCUUCAAUUUUCACAGUGCAACCGAAUUAAGGCUCGAGAGUUAUUUGUUGGCCAAAAGUAAAUUUUCAGAAGAAAAACUGCGUUUCCAAAGAGAUUCAAUGGUGAAAAUGUCGGGCAAGGAGAAAAAGCAACGAAAAAAGAAAAUAAAAUGCUUUGCGGAUUUCGUUGACCAAGUGCCGAAAGUGAUAACGAAUUCCAAGUACGGCACCUCAUACGAACAACUGCAUUUCAUUGGCUCGGGAUCGUAUGGUAAAUGCUUCGAAGUGGUGAAAAUGUCAACGAAGGAGAGAUUUGCGUGCAAAAUCCUCAGCAAAGUAAUUAUUCAGGACGCUGAAUUUACCAGUUUGGUGCAAAACGAGAUUAGCAUUCACCGCAAACUACGUCAUCCACAUGUCGUUGAGUUUGUGAAAUCGUUCGAAGACGACAAAUUGAUCUACAUGAUUCAAGCGUUGUGUUCAAAUCACUCACUCCGUGAUUUGCACAAGUCUCGUGGCGUUGUGUCGGUUGGCGAGUGCCGCUAUUUCAUCAGUCAAAUAUUGAAAGGUGCACAGUACAUUCACGAGAACAAGUACAUUCAUCGUGAUCUAAAGCUGACAAACAUUCUCAUCGACAAAAACAUGCAAAUGAAGAUCUGCGAUUUUGGUUUGGCGAUUCAUAUGAACGAUCCACGGCUCGAUAAUAGAACCAUUUGCGGAACAACCAAUUAUCUAGCGCCAGAAGUUGUCGGUCGAAAGGGAUUUGCUUGCGUGUCGGACGUGUGGGCGAUUGGUGUAAUCACAUUCGUGCUGCUAUUUGGUUAUAAACCGUUUGAAGAGUGCGAUGCAUACGCCACUCAUCAACGCAUUCUGCGUGCUGAUUACGCAGUACCAUCCGACAGCAAUCCGGAGCUGAAGAUAUUUUUGAGAUCUGUAUUCCAAAAGGAAGUUGAAUGUCGAUCAAGUGCAGAGGAAUGUUUGAAAAUGGCAUUUUUCAAAAAGCACGACAUUCCACAAGCCUUGCCUUUUGAAGCAUUCUCACGAGUUUCGUAUACGGAAAGCAUCAAGCUACCAUCGUGCACUCAAAUAAAGGCAAUUGAUUUCUCGAAUUAUUCAGUGGUCAAUAAGACCGUAAACAUCGAAUAUCCAGUGAUUCAUGCUAAGGAAGGACCCAUUUUGAAAAAGUCAUACGAGCAUGCAAAAUAUGCAUAUGAAUUGGACAAAGUGUUCGAUCGACUCGACUCCGUGUGUCGCUAUCUUCAAAUUGACCCUGAACACAGCUUCAACGACCUCAGCGAGUUAGAUGAUUUUAAGCCGGAGUUUUGGAUUGCAAAAUGGUCAUUUGACCGAGCACGAGACAGUGGAUUUGCUUAUCAAAUGUCUGAUGGUUCGACGGGAAUACUAUUUCAUGAAGGUCUCAGGCUUAUGCGAACACCAGAUGGAAGCUGUUGGGCAUUGGAAUCGGGAAAUGAACGUUUUUGGCGAAUCCGUGGCGAAUUUUCGCGAUUGCAUCGAAAGCUAUCACAAUUCAACGAGUUUGAAAAUGCGAUGGAAAAGAACGGUAUCUUCGUGCCGGAAACGAUAUACAGCCAAAGAAGAACAACCUACCUCUACACAUGGCUACAAACCGAUUCAGCAGUGAUUAUGCUUUUGAGCAACAACACGAUUCAAAUCAACUUCACGCACACCCACAAAAAGGUCAUCGUUUCGAUGGAGAAACUGAAAGUCACAUUCGUCACCGGUCGAUUGGCCAGUGAAAAUUUUAAAACCGUGUCCAUUGGUGCUUUGGCCGAUCGAGGAUUCUCUCUACUCAGUUUGUCGAUGUUGAAAAGUGUGACGGCAGCAAUUGUGUAUUUGGCUGACCGACUCAGAGACGUAUAACCUCGAUUUUGUACUUUUCUUAACUCACAACGAGUAUGACGGUUUUUUUUCUCAAAUCAAUUGACGUAAUUAUCGUAUAUCAGUAUUAUUGACAUAAGUUUAUUGUUCUUGAAGUGUGAACUGAAUAUUGAAGGAAUUAGGAUAAGUUGUUGAAACAAGAUGAAGAAUAUUCUACUUUGAAUUAAUAUUCCUGUAGCGAAAUGGAAUAGAGAAAUACCCCGACUUUUGGUUGAAAUGAAUUUACCUCCAUUGGGAAAUAUCAAAAUGUUCGGAAUCAGAAAAUUGAAUCAUAGAAAAUGGACGAAAUAGUACUGAAUUUGUAUAUUAUUGAAAUCGUUCAGUUGGAAUAUAGUUCAUGAAAAUUGUUGACAAAUAAUCUUAAGAAGAUGAAAUGAUUUUGUAAUAAUUCUAAGGAAGAAAUUACUGAAAAGUAGGUAUAUCAAAAGAUUUGGUUUAGUAACAAUUGUGUACCAUUUGAAAAAUUGAAAAUUGAAUCUGUUGCAAAUAAAAAAUCAAUUCUAUCGAAA